GAAGUGCUCAUGCCUUGUGACACACCUGUGAGCCUGUGGAUGUGUGUUUUCCCCACUAGACCAUGUCUGACUGGGCCCCCAUAGCCAAGGAGUAUGAUCCCCUCAAGGCUGGCAGCAUCGACGGCACGGACGAGGAGCCCCACGACAGAGCCAUAUGGAGAGCCAUGCUGGCACGGUAUGUUCCCAACAAGGGAGUCACAGGAGAUCCUCACCUCACCCUGUUCGUGGCAAGGCUCAAUCUUCAGACCACAGAAGAGAAGUUAAAGGAGGUUUUUUCCCGGUAUGGAGACAUCACAAAGCUCCGUCUGGUCCGGGACCUGGUGACAGGAUUUUCCAAGGGUUAUGCCUUUAUCGAGUACAAAGAGGAGCGAGCGCUCCUGAAGGCCCACAGAGAUGCCAACAGGUUGGUCAUCGACCAGCACGAGAUCUUUGUAGACUUUGAGCUGGAAAGAACUCUCAAAGGGUGGAUUCCCCGGAGGCUUGGAGGUGGGUUUGGAGGCAAGAAGGAAUCCGGGCAGCUGCGCUUCGGAGGACGGGACAGACCUUUCCGCAAGCCCAUCAAUCUGCCCAACGUGAAAAAUGAUUUCUAUGGAGAGGGAUCAGCAGAGAAAAGGAACUGGUCCCGUGAGGGAACGAGGGACUGGAGAACGAGGGACCGUGACCAUGAGAGGGGCAGAGACAAGCGCUGGCCGGAGAGGGAGCGGCCGUGGGCUUGGGGGGACGGGGACAGGGACUCCAGGGAGGACAGGAGCAGAGGGAGGGACAGGAAGGACAGGGACAGGAAGGACAGGGACAGAGACCGGAGCAGGGAGAGAGAGACCAAGAAGCAAAGAGAUGAUGACAAGCACCGAUAG
Molecule: messenger RNA, 854 nt
Organism: Acanthisitta chloris (rifleman)
Lineage: Eukaryota; Metazoa; Chordata; Aves; Passeriformes; Acanthisittidae
Gene: SNRNP35
Product: small nuclear ribonucleoprotein 35kDa (U11/U12)
Exons: 1
Coding region: 63-854 (263 amino acids)
Biological process (GO): mRNA splicing, via spliceosome
Cellular component (GO): precatalytic spliceosome; U12-type spliceosomal complex
Molecular function (GO): mRNA binding; snRNA binding
Source: RefSeq, a predicted model, not a curated record